UUGUUUUAUAAUGGACUAGUGCAGUUUAAGUUUAGUUUGCUUUGCCUUUCGGUUUCCAUUCCCACCUAUUUCUAGUGAUAUAAACAAGUCACAAUAUUUUAUGUUUAACUUAAGUCUUAUUUGCAUGAUCUAUAAAAAAAUACAUUAAAAUGAAAACUGUUACAGUUUCUAGUCGAGUAUUUGAAGCAAUGCAAAAUCUUAACAUCCAAGAACUUUCGUCCUACACGCAAAAUGAAAUUCGACCAAUACUUCCCUCGUUGGUACGAAUGAGCCUUCUGUCUCCUCUCGAUAACACAAAAUCUUCAAUGGAUUCUCGUAAGCAAAUUCUAGCCCUGCUUGUGGGUAUUGAAGUUGUAAAUAAUAUAGUGGCUUUUUUGCAAGUCAACUAUCAUGAGUUGGAAACAGAUUUGAAGAAAGAGCAGCAAACUCGUCAAAAAGGCGGAGUUGCUUCAGAAAAUUUUCUUUUAUAUGGAUUACAAAGUGGAAUUGCCCUAGGAUUUGAGCGCGCCGAUGUAACUAGGAAAGUAAGAAUAGUGCUAUCAGAAAUAUUCUUCAUCCAAGCACAACUAACAGAAUAUACUCUUUCGAAUAACCGACCAGUAGGAGAAUUUAUUAUUAAACAAUCAGAGCUCUUCGAAGAUGGUAUAUACAUGGAGGAGAUAAUAGACAUUAUUUGCAUAUCCCUAGCUGAACUACCAUCUCUUUUAAAUGUUCAAGAAUUAAUAGAUGUACUUUUAUACGUGAAUAACGGGUCUCGUAUUAUUUGUUCAAUUGUUGCAAACUUCCCAGACUGCUAUAGAGACGUAGUUUCUAACUUAAUCACAAACUGUGAUGAGGAUAUGCCUGAUGGCAAAUUAAAACUUUCAGUUUUGUACGCCCUUAGUGAAAUGAAUCCAAAGCAAGCGUUAUCUACGAGGGCGAUUUGCGUGGACUUAAUGAAAGUUCCAUCGUUCAUGCUGAAGCUGAGUUUGAAAUACCCACAAGAUUUGAUUGCGUUUAUAUCUGGAAUGUUGUUGGGAAACGACCAAGUUGUUCGUAGUUGGUUUGCAGGAUUUGUGCGAUCUAGUCAAAAGCGAAAAACCGAUGCGCUUCAAGUCGCAAGGGAAGAGCUUUUGUUACAAUUAAAAUAUUUAGUGAAUUUGUCGAAUGUAUCGAAGAGUGCCGAGGAUUAUACUGUACAAGCAGCAGCUCUUCUUCGCCUUUAUUGUGCCUUAAGAGGAAUCGCUGGAAUUAAAUUCCACGAAGAUGAAAUAUCCUACAUAAUGCAACUAAUAACCACAAGACCCACGCCCACUCAAUCUGGAAUUCGUUUUGUUUCUUUGGGUUUAUGCAUGCUUAUCGCAAGUCCAACCUUAAUAUCAAACCAAAAUUUAGAAACCAAAGCCAUAGAAUGGAUGCAAUGGUUAAUCAAAGAGGAAUCCUAUCUAAGUAACAAAUCGGGCACUUCCUCAUCGUUAGGGGAAAUGCUUUUACUAAUGGCCAUACACUUUCACAGUAGUCAAAUAUCAGCUGUGGGUGAGUUGAUUUGCUCAACACUUCACAUGAAAAUACCUAUCCGACCAAAUAGUACGAGUCGGAUGAAACAAAUAUUCACCCAGGAUUUAUUUAGUGAACAAGUUGUUGCAGCCCAUGCGGUAAAAGUUCCUGUUACUCCUCAUUUAAACGCAAACAUUCCAGGUUACCUGCCCGUACACUGCAUUCAUCAGCUUCUUAAGUGCAAAACAUUUUUAAAGCACAAAGUAAUUAUAAAAUCUUGGAUUUAUAAACAAAUCUGUAAUUGCAGAAAGCCGCUGCAUCCUGUAAUGCCGGCUCUUAUCGAGGUCUACGUAAAUUCAUUAAUACUACCAAAUCAAGGAAGUGGUAGUGGGAAAUUCAAUAAUGAUCACUUACACAAACCGCUCUCGGAAAAUGAAAUAUUGAGAAUCUUCAAAGCAUCUGGAAGUCAGACAUUUAAGUUAAAUCUUGAUUCGGUUCCAGGACAUUAUGACUAUGGAGACAUAAAGACAACCGAUUCGGAUAAUGGAGAUGAUCGAUUAAAGAUUAGUUGUGAUCUUACUUCUCAGUUGUUAGUCUUGUACUAUUUAGUUUUGUAUGAAGAUACUCGUUUAUCAAAUACAUCAAUGAUUGUCAUGAAUGGAAGAAAGGCAAAGACUUACUCGAAUGAUUUCCUUUCAGAGUUACCUAUCAAGUAUCUACUUCAAAAAGCCCAGAAGUAUCAACACGAGUACGUAGGCCUAUUUCACCCUCUUUUGCGGUUGUUGGUAUCAAAUUUCCCACAUUUAAGUAUGGUUGACGAUUGGAUAGAAAAGAGCACAAAUUUGGUUUUUUUGUCUUCUUCAACUUGGCUCAUGGGGUUGGAAAUUAAGGAACAGCACUUGAUAGACGCAUUCGAUGAGUUAGAAGUGAACCCUUCCAAAAUCAUGAAAAUCCUUCGUGUUAUGCUUAAACAGCCUCCAACAGAUUUGUGGCAAUUUGCAACAGUGUUUGUGAAGAACAUUAAUAAAAUGUUGGAAAACAAUGUACCAAGACUAAUAAAGGAGCUAUACCGAAAAGUUUGGCUGCGACUAAAUUCUGUUUUGCCCAAGCGAUUAUGGGUAGAAACUAUAAACGCUUUGAUGCCUCAGAGGGGAGCGAUUCAUACUCAUAAUUGUGCUCAUGAAAAUGCAUUGUUGGAUCCUUUAAAUGUUUUAAGGUGUAACGAAAAAGUUUUUCGCUGCCCGGAUGUACUGAUAAUUGUAUUACGUAUACUUCAAGCUAGUUUGGCUGCCUCCAAGGCACAGCUCCAUCGACAUGUUCAAGACAAACCAAUGUUUGACAAGAAUGGCCAACUACAGAGUGAAAUGGAACGAGAAGAACUCAAGACAGCCUUAAUUGCAUCACAAGAGAGUGCAGCUGUUCAGAUUCUCCUAGAAACCAGCAUAAAAAAAACGGAAGAUAUCAUAAAGUUUGGAACUUCAUGGACAUUGCGGGAGAUACACGGAAUCGUGUGUUCUUACAUCCAUCAUGCAUUUAUAUCUGAACCAUCAUUGGCAAAACUUGUUCACUUUCAGACAUAUCCACGAGAAUUGCUUAGCAUAACAGUUCGGGGUGUUCCUUCUAUGCAUAUUUGUAUAGAUUUCCUCCAUGAAAUUCUUGGUAUGCCCGAAAUGGAAAGGCAAAUUUUUACUAUAGACUUGACAUCUUAUUUAGUUUUGAGGUAUUCAAUACCAAAAAGUUUAAGUGUUGCAAAAUUGUGUGUCAGUACAGUUCUUACAUUGCUGGGACUUUUAUCUAAUGAUGCUAAAGUAGAAAUGUUUAGCAAAAUUUUACCGGCUAUUGUAAGAUUCUCAGAGGCAUUUCCCGUGCUCUUGGACGACUGUAUAAGCUUCUUGAUGCAGGCUGGUCGAAGUUUGUACUCACGCGACACUCUUGGUAGAGACGCAUCUUGUAUGGCUCUUUUACCAUUGCAAACUUCCUCUAAAUCAUUAUCGAACUUGAAAAAUUCUCAAGGUGCAAAAAAACUUGUAAGUGCAGUAGAAAACUCUUUCUCAAGCUUGAUAGAUGAAGCUAUAUCACAAGUAGAAUUAUAUUGAACAAGCAAAUGCAGACAAAAAUAUAUUUAUAAUUAGUAUUAGUUAUGUAAAUAAGUUAAUGAUAAUAUAUAAUCAAUGUAUUAAUCAAAAAUAAAACAAGAAAAAACA
Molecule: messenger RNA, 3680 nt
Organism: Eupeodes corollae
Lineage: Eukaryota; Metazoa; Arthropoda; Insecta; Diptera; Syrphidae
Gene: IntS2
Product: integrator complex subunit 2
Exons: 4
Coding region: 150-3572 (1140 amino acids)
Biological process (GO): snRNA 3'-end processing
Cellular component (GO): integrator complex
Source: RefSeq, a predicted model, not a curated record